Molecule: messenger RNA, 1770 nt
Organism: Solanum dulcamara
Lineage: Eukaryota; Viridiplantae; Streptophyta; Magnoliopsida; Solanales; Solanaceae
Product: cysteine desulfurase, mitochondrial-like
Exons: 1
Coding region: 102-1454 (450 amino acids)
Biological process (GO): [2Fe-2S] cluster assembly
Cellular component (GO): cytosol; mitochondrion
Molecular function (GO): pyridoxal phosphate binding; cysteine desulfurase activity
Source: RefSeq, a predicted model, not a curated record
AAGUGACCGAUUGCAUAUGGAAGUGUAAUACCUUUUGUUUCCCUAUUUAUUUUGUGAUAGCAAAAGCAAAAGAAAUCACUGAGUUAGCGGCGAGUUAUGAAAUGAAGUUUCUAACGACAGCGUUGCGGCGCACAACCUGCCAUGGUACCCGCCGUCUCCGCCCUUUCUCCACGGCGGCAGCGGCGGUUGAAGAACAGGAUACUACUGGCGGCGGCAUCACGAUGAAAGGUGUAAAAAUAUCCGGCAGACCUCUAUACCUAGAUAUGCAGGCAACUUCUCCGAUGGAUCCUAGGGUUCUUGACGCUAUGCUUCCUUACCAUAUCUCCCGUUUCGGAAAUCCCCAUUCCCGAACUCACUAUUACGGGUGGGAAUCGGAUCAGGCCGUUGAGGUGGCCCGAGCUCUAGUCGCCACCCUAGUUAAAGCUUCUCCAAAGGAGAUAAUUUUCACCUCAGGUGCUACUGAAUCAAACAAUAUCUCCGUCAAGGGAGUUUUGCAUUUUUAUAGAGAAAAGAAGCGACAUGUUAUUACUACUCAGACGGAGCACAAAUGCAUUCUGGAUUCUUGCCGUCAUCUACAGCAAGAGGGUUUCGAUGUAACUUACCUUCCCGUUGAGUCUGAUGGACUUGUUGACCUAGAGAAGCUUCGGGCUGCGAUACGGCCUGGUCAUACGGGCUUGGUAUCAGUUAUGAUGGUGAAUAAUGAAAUUGGUGUGAUUCAGCCUAUGGAGGAAAUUGGGAAAAUUUGCAAGGAAUUUAAUGUUCCUUUUCAUACUGAUGCUGCACAAGCUUUGGGGAAGAUUCCAAUUGAUGUAGAGAAGAUGAAUAUAAGUUUGAUGUCGUUAAGUGGGCAUAAAAUUUAUGGACCGAAAGGUGUUGGAGCUUUGUAUAUGAGGCGUAGGCCAAGGAUUAGGGUUGAGCCCCAGAUGAAUGGCGGUGGACAAGAGAGAGGAAUUAGGAGUGGGACAGUACCUACUCCGUUAGUGGUGGGGUUUGGGGCAGCUUGUGAACUUGCAAUGAAGGAAAUGGAAUAUGAUGACCAGAGGAUUAAAGCUUUGCAGGAGAGGUUACUGAAUGGUAUAAUGUCUAAGAUUGACGGGGUUGUUAUAAAUGGAAGUGUUGAAAGGCGAUAUGCUGGGAAUUUGAACUUAUCUUUUGCGUAUGUGGAAGGUGAGAGCUUGUUGAUGGGGCUGAAGGAGGUUGCAGUGUCAAGUGGGAGUGCGUGUACCAGUGCAAGUUUGGAGCCCUCCUAUGUGUUAAGGGCGUUGGGAGUUGAAGAAGAUAUGGCCCAUACGUCAAUUCGAUAUGGAAUAGGGAGGUUUACUACUGAGCAAGAAAUUGAUCGUGCGGUUGAUCUUACAGUCAAGCAGGUUGAGAAAUUGAGGGAAAUGAGCCCACUCUAUGAAAUGGUUAAAGAGGGCAUUGAUAUAAAGAGUAUACAGUGGGCACAACAUUAGAUUGAUUGUUACAUGAGCAUGUGGAAUGAAGUUGGUCCAGGUUCUUGUUCAGAAUAUUUAUAACAUGUUCUUGAGCUUCAAGGCUAUUUUUAUGAGUUAAGUUUCUGCAAUAACACACUCUCGUCCACUGUAAGUUGACACUGUAAUUGUGUAUGAUAUAGCCGCUGAGUUGCUUUAGUGAGAGGAUGUAGCAUCUAUUUGGUAAAAAUUAUGGGUGUUUCUGCCCUUGGAUUUUGGUUUCUAAUAGUCUGCUUGUGACCAUUGAAAAGCUUAUAUGAUUUUGACCCAAUUGUGUUUGCAUGAUUAUGUUAGGAAA